Molecule: messenger RNA, 1116 nt
Organism: Effrenium voratum
Lineage: Eukaryota; Dinophyceae; Suessiales; Symbiodiniaceae
Source: the annotation of a GenBank genome assembly
AUGGCGUUCGCACCGUGGAACGGCCCCACAAGCGUGCCGCGGCUGACCGCCUCGCCGCGAGCGUUGAGUUGCAGAGGUUUGACUGCCUCGAGGUUUCGCUCCCGGAAGGCUAGAGCCCGGCGCCAGCUCAAUGCAUUCCGCAGGGAGGUUGUCGCUUGUGUGGCGGCGGGGACGGUUCUAGCGAGGACCUCGCAAGCACGUGCUGGACCUUUUGUGAGCUUCCUGUCAGACAUUCUGCCGAUCACGGAGGCUCAGCGCAGCGUUGCCAAGGCAGACAUGGCGAUCCGCGAAGGAGUCAACUCCAUGACGGAGAUCGUUGUGUCCCCAAGCUAUGCCCCCAAGGUGUCUGACGCGGUGGGAGCAGAGCAGGCGGUGCUGAGAGCAGGGGAGGCUGCAGCAGAGGCCGCCGGCUUGGACAUGACGAAGAUCACGUCUCGCAUCGCGGAGCUAGCGGACAAGGAGCGCAGCCGCUUGCGCGGGCGCACAGAAGCAGGCCUCUUUGAGACGGAGAUGCUGGGCUCUGUCACCUACCACAUGGUUGCCAACUUGGACAAGCCGACCUAUCCAGCCUUCCAAGCCUAUUGCACCUGGAAAGCCUACGAUGAGGCGCUGAGUCAGUCCGGCAAGGCCACCAUCUUCCGGCGAGUCUUCGGGCAAAAGCUCCUGGCCGAGCUGAGCUUCCCGCAGCCCCCAAGCAUCAGGCCGCAAGAGGCCGCCUCUGCCAUUGAUCGAAUUCAGGCUGCGCUGGAUGCGCUGAUCGCGGCGGGCUUUUGCGCCAAAGCCGUGCCGCAAAUCGAUGAGGUCCUGGUGGAAAUAUGGGCGGACGGGGGCAGCAGAGACCUGGUGCUCCCAGUGCUGAUCGAAGGAGAUCCCUUGGUAGACGCCCAGAUUCUGCUCUCCGAGGAGACGACUCCUUCCGUUUUGCCCGACCCCAUCGUCGCGGCAUUGACUGUUUGGUUUGAGCAGGCGGGCGGCCCUGGCUAUCCAUCCCUGGAGACUUACUACGUAAACUCCCGGUGGCGCGGCAAAACGGAGUAUUCCAACAUGGUGUAUGUGCCAAAGCAGCGUCUUUUCCAGUUAACGCUCCACAGGUCCGCAGCGUCAGCAGUGGCAUAG